Molecule: messenger RNA, 1968 nt
Organism: Eutrema salsugineum
Lineage: Eukaryota; Viridiplantae; Streptophyta; Magnoliopsida; Brassicales; Brassicaceae
Exons: 1
Coding region: 1-1968 (655 amino acids)
Source: RefSeq, a predicted model, not a curated record
AUGAGUUCUGUGGGUGUAUUCCGUAAGGUGGAUGUUGAUGAAAAAUCAUAUUGGGUAUACACAUUAACACAAACAGAUAACCCAGCCUCCUCCACUGAAACACCACCUUCAACUUCUUUUUUCUGCCCUAGUGCACGUGUGAGAUUUCUAAAGUUAAAACUAAAGGAGAACAAUGCUGAUGAUGUUUACCGGCUUCAUCCAGUUAUUUCUCCCGCUCACUUCCCCAGCACAAGAAGCGGUAAUCAACAAGGCGAAUCUUUGCUUGAUUGCAACCACGAUAAAAUAUGUAAGCUCCCUGUAGUUCAUCUCAAUGAUGUUGAUGACGAAUUCAAGUGUGGUAUAUGCAGAAGUUCAUGGGUCAGCACAAGCUAUUAUGCAUGUCUCCAAUGUCAGGAAAAGUUCCACAAAGAAUGUGUUGAGUCUCCACCUGAGAUCAGACACCCUUCUCACCCCUUUCAUCCUCUUCGACUCUAUCGUGAAGGAAGUGGUAAGGAAUGCAAUUCUUGUGAAGAAAGUAUCUACACCAAAUUGUAUUAUCAGUGUACUACCUGCAAGUUAUUUAUGCAUCCAAGAUGUGCGAUGAAAUCAAUACCAUUUAUUGAAGACCACCCAAAGAGCCAUCCCCACCCUCUCAGCUAUUUCCCUACACAAGCUUCUUUAGUUUGCCAUAUAUGUGGCAUGAUCAACAACCUUGAUCCCACAUACAUCUGUAUCCAGUGUAUCUUCGUAAUCCAUAAAAAAUGCCUCGGUUUCCCACGUGCCAUACGGAUAUCUCGUCACCACCAACGUCUCUCUUUUACUCCUUCUCUUCCACCUGGAAAAUUGUUUUGCGGAGUCUGCCAUCGACAGGUGGACAACAAUUAUGGCGCAUACUCUUGUAGUAAAGGUGAAGCUUUUUUUGCACACUCAAAAUGUGCGUUAGACAAAAAGGUGUGGGAUGGAAAAGUUCUCGAUGAAGUACCAGAAGAAGAUGAUAUCAUAGACGAUGGUGAACCGUUCAAAAGGAUAGCUGAUGGGAUAAUACUCCAUCCUUUUCAUAGUCACAAUCUGCAUCUUGAGAUCAGCGAAGCUUAUGACGAAAACAAGCUUUGUCGAGGGUGUUGCGUUGCAAUUUACGAAGGUCAAUUCUAUUCAUGCAUGGAAUGCGACUACAUCCUCCAUGAGAGUUGCGCAAAUGCUCCACGCAUGAAACGACAUCCUUUACAUCCAUAUCCACUUACACUAAAUGUUGCCACCAUCGGACCUGAUAAUAACGAAGGUAUAUUCCGUUGUAGUGUUUGUUCUUAUUAUGGUACUGGCUUCUUUUAUAAGCAUCAGAUAGGAGAAACAAGGUUCCAGCUUGACUUGCGGUGUGCCUCUAUUACUCAACCAUUUCAUUAUCAAGGCCACAAACAUCCUUUAUUCCUUCCUUUGGAACCCCGGCCGGAGGCACGUUGUCAAACGUGCAAAUACCAAAGCUACAGUUGGAAAGUUAACUGUUGCAUUGAAUGUGAUUAUAUGAUAUGUUUCCGUUGUGCUACCUUACCAUACAAGGUUAAGUAUAAGCAUGACAGUCAUUUUCUCACAAUUUGCGAUGGGAAAGAGGCAAGUGAUGAACCAGAUUGGUGUGAGAUUUGCGAAGGCAAAAUAGAAGCAAUAGAAGAAAGAGUGUAUUACGGGAACCAAACAAAAGAAUUGCGAUUUUAUAAAUGCGAUGACUGCUGCAGGACUCUUCAUGUUGAAUGUUUACUUGGUGUAAACAUUUACAUGAAACCUGGUAAUACGAUAAAUGACUAUGUUUAUUUUACCAAGUACUCAUUUGAAACUGAGUGUACAGAGUGGAUAAAGGUUCGGAUUCUUCUCAACAGUUCUCUCUCCCGACCAAUUUGCACUGGAUGCAAUCGCCGUUGUCCGUUCCCAGUAGUUUACCAACAGUCUGAAAACGAAAUAUUUUGUUCUUGGGACUGUAUUGGAUAUGCGACGUGGUGA